Cantharellus anzutake is the source of this 906-nucleotide messenger RNA. RefSeq lists its product as uncharacterized. NCBI's taxonomy places the organism in Eukaryota, Fungi, Basidiomycota, Agaricomycetes, Cantharellales, Hydnaceae. The record is from RefSeq and is a predicted model, not a curated record. The transcript is spliced from 3 exons. The coding region runs from base 80 to 610 and encodes 176 amino acids.
AAUCCCGGGCUUUCCACGGAUUCACACGCUUGAACUGCGCCAUUGCUCUCCUGAAUUCCUGUACUCUGUCUUCUUUAGCAUGCAUUUUCCUCGCCUGUCGGACCUCACCAUAGCAACUGAGAGCAGUCUGGGUUCACGUGACCGGUCGUUCGACCCAGAUAGAAGUAGUCUUGGGGUGGUUCUCCAGCAGCUGGCACCUUUUCUUGCUCGUGCGACACAAAUCGAACAUUUAUCUUUCGGUCUAGUAUCCGAGGCUGAUCUCAACUCUGUACAACGACUCCUGAUCCCGUCAUUCCUAAUAUACGAAGAUUUGCAAGCUGACCUUUUGUCAUGGAACCUUCUCCCCAACCUUCACCACCUCACACUUGUAUUUGGCUCUAACUCUCUAAUGUCACCUGGUAGAUUCCUUUCGCUCUUGAAAGAAAUCUUCACGGAUCGCAUACGAUUCGGGAUGGACGCCAAAUUGAAACUCUCCCUCUCCCCAAAUUUAUUCCACAUUGUGAGCGAGGCCUGGUCCAUCGGAGAUUUGGUCGAACAAUUGGAAUGUGUACCAGAGGAGUUAGCCCCAGUGGACAAUAGUGCCACACUUUGUGAAUGGUGUCGUUAUUGAAUGAUUCUUGUGUCUAGCAACCUAACUUUCCAACCCAAUUCAACCCAAAAACAAAAAACUAUUAGAAUGUGGAUUCUAUUUACAUCGGGCUUUGGGCGCUUUGGUGCUUUGGUUCAUUAGAAACUCCGUUGUGCGACGAUGUUGCCACUCGGUGACAUUGCGUAUAUACGAGUGUGAUAUUUGGAACUCUCUCUCCCUCAAAUCUCUCAUUAGAGUCUGAGGUAAGAACGAUAUCUUCUUUUUCCAACUCAUGUAUUACUCGUGUCGCGACAUGGGUAUACUAUCUACAAUAUAUC